ACUGUAUUUGUCAGGUAACGCUACGUACGUUCGCUCACCUGGCUCACAGUUUAAUCCCAACACGGUUUAAGAAUCGCAACACCAAACGAAAAUGCACGAUUUUUCAAAAUUCACCAGUGUCCAGUGAGAAAAUUUUGAAGCUUUGGACCUACAGAUCAGUUGAAUGAUGACACCGCUCCGGUUAUGUGCUAUCUACUGCUUCUUCAUUUCUAUUUCUUCAACCAAUUCAGCGUUUCCUCCAAGCCUGCGAUAUCCAAUACCGAUUUCUGUCAACAAAAUCACUGCUGCUAACUUAACCUGCGAUGUAAGAAGUUUCAACGCCACUGUUACCCUCCAACACCCAUUCAAAGGCCUUCUUUUUGCCAAAGAUUUUUCACACGAAUGCAACGUCCUUGGAACUUUAUCAAACUCUGUCACAAUAAAUCUCCCAACUUCCGGUUGCGGAAUUAGACUAAGUUCACGAACAAACGAAAGAGGAGAAAAAGAAAUGGUGUAUAGUGUUGUUCUGGUGGCACAACAAGACCGCCAUUUACGCCAAAUUGCUGACCAAGAAAAAUACCUCGAGUGCAUAAUCAAAGACGACGCUUUUCUCAUCGAAAGUCAACCCGUGGUUGAGGUCUUGAAGAACGAUUUACUCGAGCGAAGAGGCAAAAACCAGCGGAGUGGCCGAAUGAAAAAGGAGCAAACCGAGGACUUGGAACACGAGUUGCGGGAAACUUUGAAAGCUUCCCGUGCCUGGAUGGAAAUCACUCCGGAAGAAGACUUGUCAAAAUCCGGUGGGACUUUGAAAGUUGGCGAAGCGGCAAUUCUCACUGUCAAGUCCACUCUUCCUGCUGGAAUCGGCUGGAAGGUGGUGGAAUGUACCGCCCAUGAUGGUCUUGGUGACUCUUCGCAGAAGCUCCUAGACGAUGAUGGGUGCCCCAUCGAUGAGCUCUUGCUCCCAGUUCCUAGAAUGGGUCCGAUUCAACCCAUCUCAUUAAUGAAACAUCAAGAAGCAAUAUCGAGGUUCGCAGCCUUCAAGUUUCCGGAUCGAGAUCGACUUCAUUUGUCGUGUUUUCUGGAAUUGUGUCGUGGGACUUGUCCCGAGGUCGAUUGCACCGACAAGAAUUCCACUGACAAUAGAUUAGGACGAACUUUAGGUGAAGGAGAGGUUUUAGACCGGUUGAAAGUCUUCAAUAGUGUGGAAGUGUUGGCACCGGCUAUUGACGACUUGAGGAAAAGCGAAAGGUUGCAAAUCAGUGAACCCACGACGUUCCCUUUUUCUAACCUUCCAGGCGACCGGACAUUCUGCGUCUCUCCGGACAAAGUCGCCAUAACAUUUUGCAUCUUAGGUAUCAUAUUCCUAUGUGCUGUUGUCGUAGCAGCGUGCGCUUUGCUCAGAAGUCGCAAAAACGGGGACCAAAGUCCCUUCUACCCCAGGAGUUUGUUCUCGAGUAGCACAAGCGGGUCGGCCUAUGGCAGCAAGCUACUCCUGCACGAAAGUCCAUGUAUGGAUCAGUCGCCAAGGAGAAUGCCUUAUGGCCGGAUGUCAUAACACAACACUCUGUAUAUAAAUAAAUAUUUUUGGGGCGGUUAAUGGUGGGUUUGGGGCUUCGUUUUGUACGGGAAUUCAUCCAUUCUAUUCUUGAAUGUGAAUCCAGACGAAGUACGUUUAUCUUUAAACAGUAUUACAUGCUUCAUGAUUACUUGAUAUAGAAUUUCAAGUACUCAUCAUAUUGUGUUGAGAAAAAAUGUGAUACGAAGAAAAUAAAAUAAAUUAUGUUUGAUUUUUUAUACA
Molecule: messenger RNA, 1777 nt
Organism: Tribolium madens (black flour beetle)
Lineage: Eukaryota; Metazoa; Arthropoda; Insecta; Coleoptera; Tenebrionidae
Exons: 5
Coding region: 164-1534 (456 amino acids)
Source: RefSeq, a predicted model, not a curated record